Molecule: messenger RNA, 1974 nt
Organism: Sphenostylis stenocarpa
Lineage: Eukaryota; Viridiplantae; Streptophyta; Magnoliopsida; Fabales; Fabaceae
Source: the annotation of a GenBank genome assembly
AUGACCCAUUGGAGUACUGAUUGCCAGGUAGAAAGAGAGGUAGAAAAAGAAGAUAAAUUGGGGAUGGAAGUGGGAAAAAGGAGGGUAGGGGCUAGAGGGAGUGUUGUUGCAGGGUCAGUGUGGGAGAGCAGGAUGAAGAGUGAUGAAGUGAGAGGGGGGAUCAAGGUGUACAACGCAGAAGAAAAUCCUGAAGAAAAUGGUGGUGGUGCCAGAUUGAAAAAAAGCCCAAUUGGAUGUGGAAAGAGGAAAACUUGGAAAUCUGAGAGCUCUGAGGGGUCAGAUAAUAAGAUCCCAAUUCAGGUGGCAAGAGGGAAGACAGAGACCCUGAGGAGUUCGGGGGAGCAGGGUAAGGAGCAGCGCAAUUUUUCCUCUGAUGGAAUCAAGAAGAGCCCAAUUCACACCAGAAAGAUGAGAUCUGAGAUACAGAAGGGUGGUGAAUCGGAUGGGGGGCAUGAGACGAGUUCAGCACAAUUGAGGAAGAGCAAGUCAGAUUCAAUAAAGAAAAAUGCUUCUCCUGGUGGUAGUUCAAUUCAAUUGAGGAAGACGAAAUCCGAGUUGGAUCGAGUUGCUGAUGAACCAACGGAUGAAAAGAUUGAGGUUGAAAGUGGGAAGAACGACGCUGACGAUGAUAAUUGCAUGGAUUUGGAUGAUGUGUGCCAAGAGAAGGCCAUAUCUAGCAGCUCAGAGAAUGUGGUCCAAUGUUCAACAGAAUUGUCGGUUCAAGUUGGCGGUGCUUCAGAUGAAGUUGCAGUUGAUGAAGCAGAUGAAGGAGAUGAAGGAGAGGAGGUGGGGGAAGAGAUUGAGAUUGAGAUGGAGGAGAGAAUUGAUGUGAAGGAAAUUAGUAUUGCAGAAACUAAGAUUGUCAAGGAGCCAGAAAAAAAUGAGGCUGUUGGGGAUGAACAGGACAAGAAGGUUGUUGUGAAUGAACCGGAAAAGAAGGUGGUUGUGAAUGAACCAGAACCAAAGAAGAUUCUGAAGGAACCAGAACAUAAGAAGAUUCCGAAUGAACCAGAACCUAAGAGGAUUGUGAGUGCCCACAUGCGAUUUCAUCACAAAAAUGAAAGAAAGGCAAUUUCUGUUCCUCUUGGUCUGAAGCAAUCUCCUACAGUUAGAAGGAAUUCCACAGUUCACCAAAAUUUCUCCCAAGCUAAUUCAAUUCCAAAGGCGGAAGAAUAUCGCAGCUUUCCACAAACCCAAAGCAAAAUGCAGAGUCUAGUGGAUUUAAUCAUGUGGAGAGACGUUUCAAGAUCAGCAUUUGUUUUUGGAUUUGGGACAUUCAUCAUAGUCUCAUCUUCUUAUGCAAAGGAUAUCAAUCUGAGUCUUAUUUCAGUGACGUCCUAUAUGAGCCUUGUUUAUCUGGCAGUUAUCUUCCUAUAUAGAUCCCUAAUUUGCAGGGGUGUCAUAGAAGUUAAGGACUCAAAUUAUGUAGUGGGAGAAGAAGAUGCAAUUUGGAUGCUAAAAUUGAUCCUUCCUUACUUGAACGAGUUUCUGGCAAAACUCAACGCCCUGUUUUCUGGAGAUCCGGGUACCACAAUAAAGUUGGCAGUUUUGCUCUUUGUUUUGGCCAGAUGUGGCAGCUACAUAACCAUUUGGAAGAUGGCCAAAUUGGGCUUCUUUGGAGUUUUUACUGUACCAAAGAUAUGUUCUUCGUAUUCUGCACAGUUAACUGCGUAUGGAAAUUUUUGGAUUCGUCGAUUCCGUGAUGCUUGGGAUUCAUGCACCCACAAGAAAGCCGUGGCUCUUGGCAUCUUUGGGCUUGUCUGGAAUUUAUCAUCAGUUGUUGCUCGCAUUUGGGCAGUGUUCGUGCUAUUUGUGGCAUUCAGAUACUAUCAACAGCAUUAUUUUGUGAGAGAUGAAUGGGGGGAAGAUGAAGCAGGAUGUGAUGAAACAUGGCAAGAACCUCUUGGAGUUAGACAGAAACAAGGACCUGCAACCAACUUUAGUGAUACAAAUAAAGUAAAGAAAGUUUUCUGA